AUGUACUUGACCACUAUUUUUGGAAACCUGCUCAUCAUAUUAGCCAUCAUCUCCAACUCCCACCUCCACACACCCAUGUAUUUCUUUCUCUCUAAUUUGUCUUUCAUUGACAUAUGCUUCACUUCGACCACCAUCCCCAAGAUACUAUUCAAUAUACAGACACAGAGUAGAGUUAUCACCUAUCAAGGCUGCCUCAGUCAGUUGUAUUUUUUCAUACUCUUUCUAGGGAUGGACAACUUUCUUCUGUCCAUAAUGGCCUAUGAUCGUUUUGUGGCCAUUUGUCACCCCCUGCAUUACACAGUUAUCAUGAACCCCCGGCUCUGUGGAACCCUGCUUUUAGUGUCCUGGAUCUCUGUUGUCUCCUUGUCCUAUUGUACAGCUGUUGGUGUGUAUCUGAGCUCUGCUGUUUCUAAGGACUCACACCCCAGUGCCAUUGCCUCUGUAAUGUACACAGUUGUCAUGCCCAUGAUGAAUCCCUUCAUCUACAGUCUCAGGAAUAAGGACAUAAAGAGGGCUUUGAACACAUUCUUGGGGACAGCAGCCCUAAAACUAACCAAUGUCCUGGGUCUUAAGAAGCAUCCAUGA
Messenger RNA from Suncus etruscus (white-toothed pygmy shrew), 585 nucleotides. Its product is annotated as olfactory receptor 7A17-like. The coding region runs from base 1 to 585 and encodes 194 amino acids. Gene Ontology annotation, molecular function: olfactory receptor activity; G protein-coupled receptor activity. NCBI's taxonomy places the organism in Eukaryota, Metazoa, Chordata, Mammalia, Eulipotyphla, Soricidae. Gene Ontology annotation, biological process: G protein-coupled receptor signaling pathway. The record is from RefSeq and is a predicted model, not a curated record. The transcript is spliced from 2 exons. Gene Ontology annotation, cellular component: membrane.